This is a messenger RNA of Malania oleifera, 3269 nucleotides long. RefSeq names its product phospholipase D delta. The record is from RefSeq and is a predicted model, not a curated record. Gene Ontology annotation, biological process: phosphatidylcholine metabolic process; phospholipid catabolic process. Gene Ontology annotation, cellular component: plasma membrane. Bases 482 to 3082 code for a protein of 866 amino acids. NCBI's taxonomy places the organism in Eukaryota, Viridiplantae, Streptophyta, Magnoliopsida, Santalales, Ximeniaceae. Gene Ontology annotation, molecular function: calcium ion binding; D-type glycerophospholipase activity. The transcript is spliced from 10 exons.
ACCGUCGAAAGAAAAAGAAAAUUAAAUAAAGGCCGCUGCACGGUUGGCGAAUGAAUGAAUCCGCAUCUCACCUGCCCAAUGCCACUCCCUAGUGGGGUUGGGAUCCGAUGCUGCCUUCUGCCCCAUUCUCGGCGAUUCUCUUCUUUUCUGCUUUUCAAAGCUGGCGUGUAAUUUUCGGACCCCGAUUUUCAUCAUCCAUAUCAUUUACAUGUCACCCGCACACGGACACUGCUCACCCCGUUUAAAUAAACUGUUAAUCGAACAGAACUGCUAGCCACGAAGCCCCAAGCUCCAUUCCACGACCAGCUCCUCUUCCUCGGCAUUCGUCGCCAUCAUCGUCUUCUUCUUCGGCUGCUUCGAUGCAUUUUCGUCUCUGUAAAUCGUAUUUCUGCAAUUUCAACCUAGAGUGCGGUUUGGAGUUAAUUUGAACGGCGACGGUGAUUUUUGAGACUCGAGAAGGGGGCUCAGUUCGCAGGUUUCAAUGGAGGGGAAUUCUUCGGACCAGCUAAUCUACCUCCACGGAGACCUAGAUUUGAAGAUCAUCGAAGCUCGUAGGUUGCCCAACAUGGACAUGGUCUCCGAGCAUCUCCGCCGCUGCUUCACCGCCUGCGACACCUGCCGCACUCCCUCCUCUGCCGCCGACUCCCCCGGCCGCCGUGGCGACCGGGAAGGCAACGAGAAGGUGCAGCACCACCGGAGAAUCAUCACCAGUGACCCGUACGUCACCGUCCGCGUCCCUGGAGCCACGGUGGCUCGGACGCGCGUGAUCUCCAACUCUCAGAACCCUAAGUGGAACGAACACUUUGUGCUUCCCCUGGCCCACCCGCUCUCCAACCUGGACUUUCAGGUCAAGGACAACGACAUGUUGGGCGCCGAGCUCAUCGGGACAGUUGCGAUCCCGGCGCAGAAGCUCCAGUCCGGCGAGGUCAUCAGCGGCUGGUUUCCGGUGGUGGGGACCAAUGGAAACCCGCCCAAGCCGGGCGCUGCGCUUCAUCUUGAGAUGAAGUUCACGCCUUGCGAAAGGAUUCCCUUGUACCGGCAUGGCAUCGCCGCUGAUCCGGAGCGCUUGGGCGUGAGGCACACGUAUUUUCCCUUGAGGAAAGGUGGAGCCAUGACGCUGUAUCAGGAUGCCCACGUUCCCGACGGAAUCUUACCCAAGAUAGAAAUAGACGGCUGUAGGAAUUUUACACAAGAGAAGUGUUGGGAAGAUAUUUGUUAUGCUAUUACGGAGGCUCAUCAUUUGAUCUACAUUGUUGGUUGGUCUGUUUUUCACAAGAUUAGGCUAAUCAGGGAGCCAACCCGGCCCUUGCCUCGGGGUGGUAAUCUUACUUUGGGUGAAUUGCUAAAGUAUAAGUCACAAGAAGGGGUUCGGGUACUGUUAUUGGUUUGGGAUGAUAAUACCUCACACAGUAAAUGGUUCAUCAACACGGAGGGAGUGAUGCAAACACACGAUGAAGAAACCCGGAAGUUUUUCAAGCAUUCAUCUGUCAUUUGUGUGCUUGCACCUCGUUACGGCAGCAAUAAGCUUAGUUAUAUAAAACAAAAGGUUGUUGGAACCAUGUUUACACACCAUCAGAAAUGUGUGCUUGUAGAUACACAGGCAUCUGGUAAUAAUCGAAAGAUAACUGCUUUUAUAGGAGGUUUAGAUCUCUGUGAUGGCCGUUACGACACACCUGAGCAUCGACUAUUUCGGGAUCUGGACACUGUAUUUAAGGAUGAUUUUCACAAUCCUACAUUUCCUGCAGGAACCAAGGCUCCAAGGCAGCCAUGGCAUGACUUGCACUGCAAAAUUGAAGGGCCUGCUGCAUACGAUGUCCUUAUAAAUUUUGAGCAGCGCUGGAGACGAGCAACAAAAUGGACAGAGUUUGGGCUACGUUUCAAAAGGGUCUCUCAUUGGCAUGAUGAUGCAUUAUUGAAGAUAGAUCGUAUCUCAUGGAUACUUAGUCCUGCCUUAUCUGUUUCAAAAGAUGGUAUUUAUACAUCUGUUCCAGAAGAUGAUCCCUUCUUGUGGGUUUCCAAUGACAAUGAUCCCGAAACCUGGCAUGUUCAGGUUUUCCGCUCCAUUGAUUCUGGUUCGUUGAAAGGAUUUCCCAAAACCAUUGAUCUUGCUGAGGCCCAGAACCUUGUCUGUGCAAAAAAUCUGUUGAUAGACAAGAGCAUUCAGACAGCAUAUAUCCAGGCAAUCAGAUCUGCUCAACAUUUCAUAUAUAUUGAAAAUCAGUAUUUUCUUGGAUCAUCAUAUGCAUGGCCAUCGUAUGAGAAUGCAGGAGCUGACAAUCUAAUUCCAAUGGAGCUAGCAUUAAAGAUUGUGAGUAAAAUCAGAGAAAAAGAGAGAUUCGCUGUUUAUGUUGUCAUACCGAUGUGGCCUGAGGGUGAUCCUAAAACUGCUACAGUGCAAGAAAUUCUCUUUUGGCAGAGCCAGACAAUGCAAAUGAUGUAUCAGAUUGUUGCUCAGGAACUUAGAUCCAUGGAGGAUAGUUCACACCCUUUGGACUACCUAAAUUUCUAUUGCCUUGGUAAUCGGGAAGAAAUGCCCAAGGAAAAGUCAAAUGAAGUCAGUCAAGCUUCUGCUAAUUCCAUUACGGUCUCAGACUCUCAAAAAUUUGAGCGGUUUAUGAUAUAUGUUCAUGCUAAAGGAAUGAUAGUAGAUGAUGAGUAUGUAAUAUUGGGAUCUGCCAAUAUUAAUCAGCGGUCUCUGGCUGGUACAAAGGACACAGAGAUAGCUAUGGGUGCAUAUCAACCCUAUCAUACCUGGUCUGAGCAGAAGCAGCAUCCAAGAGGCCAGAUCUAUGGCUACAGAAUGUCUUUGUGGGCAGAACACCUUGGUUUGGUAGAGGAGUGCUUGAAGGAGCCAGAGAGUGCAGAAUGCGUAAAGAGAGUGAAUGAGAUUGCUGAAGAGAACUGGAAGAAAUACACAACUGAGAAUUUUACGCCAUUGCAGGGCCACCUUCUCAAGUAUCCAAUGAAGGUAGAUGCUGAUGGGCAGAUAAGCCCCCUGCCUGGACACGAGAAUUUCCCAGACGCUGGUGGCAAAGUGCUUGGAACACAUUCCCCUACAAUUCCUGAUAUUUUAACCACAUAAUCGCCUGUCGCAAAGCCCAUUUUAUGCAGGACAUUUGCUGUGCCUUAGUGGAGUGUUUGUGUGUAAAUUUGCCCCCAACCUGACACCUUUUAAGCUGGUUGUGUUCCUGUUUGUAAAUGUGCCCUCUAAUGUAUAUUUGAAAUGAAAAAAAGGUGAAAAUAAUAAUGUUGUGAAUUUUUUGCUUACA